Messenger RNA from Mytilinidion resinicola, 1928 nucleotides. RefSeq names its product mate family transporter. The transcript has 2 exons. The record is from RefSeq and is a predicted model, not a curated record. Gene Ontology annotation, biological process: xenobiotic detoxification by transmembrane export across the plasma membrane. NCBI's taxonomy places the organism in Eukaryota, Fungi, Ascomycota, Dothideomycetes, Mytilinidiales, Mytilinidiaceae. The coding region runs from base 237 to 1802 and encodes 521 amino acids. Gene Ontology annotation, molecular function: xenobiotic transmembrane transporter activity; antiporter activity. Gene Ontology annotation, cellular component: membrane.
AUUCUUUAUCUGUUCUCUUCAUUUGUCCAUCGAUUAUACAUACAUAGAUGCUUGGGCGGUGAUACAGUUGUGUAGAAGGGACGUCCAACCCUCUCUUUUCCUUCCCUCUUACCCUGCUGUCUCACCCACCUCAUCACUCUCUCCAACGCCACGAUAUCUCUGAGGCUAUCUUCAAACCAUUCCUAGUCUCUGCAUGCCAUUCUUGAACACUCACGACAUCUUUGACCCAAUCCAAUAUGGAGAGUCAAGAUAACAUAUCGAGCGCAAAAUCAUGGCUGCCCGGCUUCCUCAGGAAAUCCAACAAACCCUCAGAUGAGCCGGACGAGCAGUCAGCUUUGCUACCUAAGCCCGACGAUGAGGCUGAAGAUGGCGAGACUUAUGAGCUGGAGGACGAGGACAAGACUAAAGCUCAAUUGAUCUUGGCUGAGUUUUGGAUACUCCUAAAGGGAUCUGUCCCCGUGAUCCUGGCCUAUACUCUCCAGAAUUCGCUCCAAACCAUCUCAGUAUUGAUUGUUGGAAGACUGUCUCCGGAAGCACUAGCGACAGCAGCGUUUUCCUACAUGUUUGCGAUGGCGACCGCCUGGUUGAUCGCCCUAGGAGGAACGACUGCGAUAGAUACCUUGGCCUCCGCGAGCUUCACCGGGAGCAAAAAUCCCCACGAUCUUGGCAUCAUUCUACAGCGGUCUUUCAUCAUUCUGACACUUUUCUAUGUGCCAAUUGCCAUUCUUUGGAUAUGCUCAGAGCCAGUUUUUAAAGCACUAGGCCAGGAGGACUACAUAGCUCGAGAUUCGGCCAAGUUCUUGAGCGUUCUGGUGCCAGGCGGCAUUGGGUACAUCUACUUUGAAGCCACAAAGAAAUACCUUCAAGCUCAAGAAAUUAUGAGGCCAGGAACAUAUGUGCUACUCAUUACAUCGCCUCUAAGCGCCGGCUUAAACUACCUCUUUGUCUACACCUUUAAGAUGGGCCUUCUCGGCGCACCCCUUGCAACCGGAAUUUCUUACUGGGUAUCGUUCCUCCUGCUCCUCGCCUACGCACGCUUCGUUGACGGCUGGAAAUGCUGGGGCGGCUGGAGCCGCAAGUGCGUCCAGAACAUGGGCACGUUUUCGCGUCUCGCUAUCCUAGGCGUAAUUCACGUGGGUACAGAGUGGUGGGCAUUCGAGAUCGUUGCGCUCGCUGCCGGCAAACUCGGGACCAUUCCUCUGGCUGCUCAGAGUGUCAUCAUGACGACGGACCAGGUCAUGAACACGAUUCCGUUCGGCGUUGGUGUUGCAACCAGUGCUCGCGUGGGGAAUUUGCUCGGAGCUCGCAACGCGAAGGGGGCGGCCCGGUCAGCUAACACCGCGGCAUGGCUUAGCAUGAUUCUCGGUGCGGUUGUUCUGGCGGUCUUGAUGGGUGUCAAGGACUUCUAUGCCAGAAUCUUCAACGACGAUAUCCGUGUGAUCCGCCUCACGGCUGAAGUCAUGCCUUAUGUGGCGCUGUUCCAGAUCGCAGACGGCCUGAAUGGGAGCUGUGGUGGAUCGUUACGAGGCAUGGGCAGACAGCAUAUUGGCGCCGCUGUCAACAUCGUCAGCUACUACUGCGGUGCGCUGCCUUUAGGUAUCUAUCUCGCGUUUCACGGGUGGGGGUUAGCCGGUCUAUGGGUCGGGCAGUGCAUCGCGCUGUACAUUGUGGGCUUCAUGGAAUGGGCAAUCGUUGCUUGGAGCAACUGGGAAUAUCAAGUGAAGAACGCUUUUGCCAGGAUGGACGGCGAUGAGCGGGCUGAAAUUGGAGCAGCGGAGCCCAUAGAGCCAAACGGCGUGUAAUGAGUGCUCAGGGCUAUGAAUCUCAUGACUGACGAUGUCGACGAGAUAGAACUAUAAAAGCGGCUUAACAUUCAAUGCAUUAUGCCUUAGCUACACAUAAUCUGACUUGAAUUGCUCAUAGAACAU